Messenger RNA from Brassica rapa (field mustard), 5704 nucleotides. Its product is annotated as ABC transporter G family member 14. Gene Ontology annotation, molecular function: ATP binding; ATP hydrolysis activity; ABC-type transporter activity. Gene Ontology annotation, cellular component: plasma membrane. NCBI's taxonomy places the organism in Eukaryota, Viridiplantae, Streptophyta, Magnoliopsida, Brassicales, Brassicaceae. Gene Ontology annotation, biological process: transmembrane transport. The record is from RefSeq and is a predicted model, not a curated record.
ACUAACCUCCUAAAAAUAUUUGAUGCGUACACCAAUUUUUUUACCGCAGACAUCUUGUUCAUAUGGCUUAGCUUGUCCGAAGAAUAUCUUGUGUUCUUAGGUACCGGCGUGUUCACCAGACUAAUCACAACCACCACCAUCAUCAAUUCCCUCUGCUGAGGAGCGAAUGGUAUAACUAUAUUCCUCGUCUCUGAGGUGUGCCUUCCCUCCUGAUCAUAUGUGGAGGACACUGUCCAUUUCUGUAACAGAUUUGCUAUCUUUUGGAGCGGUCCGCUCCGGGACCUGAAGAUGAAACAGACUUCGUUCAGCGAUAUUUCCAUUCGUGGAUUGGGUGUUAACGUCAUACUUCAAAAUGACUAAAUCUCAAGCUUUCGGUGCUGUCUUGAACCUUGUUUCGAUGCAUUUGAGUUUUACUCUGAAUUUGCUGGCAUUUUAUUUUAGAGAUCUCUUUACGUUUAUCUUUUAUGGUUUAUUGUCUUUUUCUUGUAAAAUUUGGGUAAACUCUCCUGUAAUAUGUACCACGAAUGUUUGAGAAUUAAUGAAAUUUAUGUUCCACAAAUAAACACAAAAGACAUUUAUGGUAAAAUUUAGUUAUUAUUUGCUAUUACUAACUUUUUGUAACUUUAUUUAAUGAAAUUAUAAUACUUAUUUUUAAUUGUUAAAUAAAAGUAAAGAAUAUUCUAUUUUAAAAUUACAGUACUGAAAAUAUCUUUGUGUUUUAAUAAAUUUAAUUUUUAAUCAUAUAAAUAUUGAUAAAAUAUCAUAAAAUAAAUAUAUAAUUAUGGUUUUUAGUACAAAAAUGAAUAAAUAAUAAUUGAUAAUAAUUAACCAGAAGCAAACAAAUAAUUUUAAUACAGUAGCUAAUAGUUAUAAACCUAAAUACCAAAAAAAUGAAAAACUGAAUUAAAAUUAAACUGAAAUCCGAAUUGAACAACCCUAACAUAUGGCAAAAAGAGUAACAGCAAAUCAAAUGAUAUUCAAUGCAAUAUUAUACUCCCUUUGUAUAUUAAAGAGUAUCACUUUAUCAUUUUUUCUUCUUUACACAAAAAAAUGUCGUUCUAGAAUUCUAAUGCAUUUUAAUUAUAUUUACUUUCAACUGACUAUUAAUUGUAAAAUCGAUUGAUAUGGUAGAUAAAUUUAUUUAUCACAAAUAUUGUUGGUUAAACGGAUGUAACUAAAUGAAAUUAUAAAUGCAUUUUGAUUAUUUUAUUAAUACGUGUAAAAAAUGUAUAAGUGAUACUUUUUAUGAAAUAGAUGGUGUAAUAGUUUUUAUACAUUUUUCGUUAUGGGUACCUAACAAAAAAAAAAACGUUCCAAAGCUCCUUUCGAGUUCUGACCAUCAUUGACAUAAAAGACAAUAGAAAAAAGACUGUACGUUAUUUUAAUUUGAAAGUAUUAUUAAAAAAACUAUAUAUUUUUUUUUUGUAAUAGAAAAAGGUUAAACUUAGAUCUAUUAAAGACAACAUAAGAAAAACUAUAUGCCUGUUGGUAUAUAGUCUUCUUGGAUCCGGGUUCGAAACAAAUUGUGCUGGAAAAGACAAUUCAUCCCCUACAACUGACCUUAGACAUUAAAUGCCCCAAAGGCUUUCGAGUUUUCUGUAAACAAAUUGUCAGAAAAAAAAAUUGAUAUAGUAAUGUGACGUUGGAAAAGAUGCCUAUAGCGUCAACUUUUGUCUGAAAAUGUAACCCAUUUUGUUGAUAUAACAACAAGAACAACGUGCGAAGAUACUUUGUCUUUUAUUUGGUUGAUGGAGAAUUCACUAGAGGUUAGCCUGAUCAUUCUAUGUCUCUAUCCAUAUAUUUUCACCAGACACUAAAUAAUUCUUCUUAUCAAAACGAGCUUACCAUCUAGUCGGCCGGAUAUGACAUAUAUAUUUUCAAAAUCCAAGUUUUUUUUUUUGAUAAAUUUUCAAAAUCCAAGAUAUUGCAUAUUUUAUCUCUGGUGGUUACUCAAGAAUAGUAGUAUAAGAUUCUCAGGCUAUCACAAGAAUCUGAUCUUUUUUUGAAUGGUUGGUCUUGUGUCGCGGGCAUGCUACAAUCUUUUUCAUGUGUGACAUGAACUCCUACAAGAAAGGAAGAAUCAAAAGACUAGGACAUUAACAUAAAACUGCCGUGUACUAGGGAAUUUUUAGUUUUGGCUAAUAGACAAAUAAAGGAAGUGUAUCUAUGACCAGGUCGCCAGUUCUAAAAACUAUUCUGCGUCAUGUGCUGUUUUAGGAAGAAAUGAUUUCUUGAGGAAACAGUGUUUCACAUGCAGACAACAACAGCACAUGAGAGCUUGAUAAUGCAGAGAUAUAACAAAUGAUAAGAGAUGGCAUGUGAAAUAUAAAUCUAAAAAACAAUAACAUAGCGAAAAUAUUAAUAGAAAAACUUAAAUAAGAUAUUUUACUCUUUUGAAGAUUUAGAGGAUCUUCCCACUUGGAUUGGUUGUGGUAUAGCUAUUUUUGAGUUCUGAAAUGGUGGAGAGCAUAAUUAUUGGUCAUGUAUAAUGCAAAAGCCGCAAAGUCUCUUCCUUUUUGUUUCCACUUUUUGUUUUAUGUAAAUGUAAAUCAUCUACGUGAAAGAAAAAAGUUGAAGAAGUUACCAAAGAUGGUUAAAUAAUUGAAGCAUCUAGUGCUCUUAUGCUUUGAGCUUCUUUUUCAGAAGUUGCUUAAACACUGUUUCACUCUGAUUAUCCGCAACCACAUCAGACGGUUAAGAAUAUAUCUGGGCAUAAUUACCAUAAACCAAAAAAAAACUAAUCAAAUAUUUUUGUCUGAACAAUCCAAAUUAUCCAGUAUUUUUAUUUGAAAAUUUUGAAUUAAUUGAUACUUUUAUCCUAAAUAUCUAAAAUUUUCUAAAAACUUUUGUUUCAGAUUCUCAAGUUACUCGAUUUGAACUGAACAGAAAAAUCUUGAACUGAAACAAUAUCGAAUUUUAUAAAUAUUUGAAUAGUUUCUAUAUUCUUAUAUUAAAAAAAAUCAAAAACAAAUUGAACCAAAACCAAAUGCCUACUGGAACUUAGGAGAACUUAACAACAGCUGAUGAAUUUUCAAUAGAGGAAAACUUUGUGCAAAUUGUGAAAAUUGCAGUAUUAGAAUCCACAGGAGUCAAAACUCCAAAGGGUGCUUUAUUUAAUUUAUCUUAAAAGAAAAAUGGAAUUAGAGGUGAGAUUCUCAUAAAUGGAAAAAGGAAGAGAUAGGUAUAAAUAUUUGGUAAAGAAAUUAGCUUUAGAAUAAAUUAACGGGAGAGAGAGAAGGUGGGAACCCACCACAGACGAUUGAUCAGCCAACAUCGUAAAGAAAUCGUUUUUUUUUUAAUCUCCCUCUUCCUGUUUCUUGCAAGACACAUGACUAAUUCUAAGUGUGUAAGGGUGUUUCCCAUACUACUAUAUAUUCAUGUGCUCACAUGGGUUCCCUUAGAGGGAGAUCAAGAAGAAAGCAACCAAAGACACUCACUUUUUAAGCUCUCUUACCUUUGUUGCUUACUUUGAUACUCUUACCACUAUUAAGAACUUUCCAUAAACGCAUCACAAUAAGACGAGUAAGGAAACUGGUUCAGGAUCCAUCAUGCCACAGAACUGCAUAGCACCAAGGCCUGAAGAAAGUGGCAGUGGCGAAGCCAUGGUACAAGGUUUGACAGAUAUGUCAGAAACACAGAGCAAGUCUGUACAAGGUCUCCAGCUGUCCAUGUACCCCAUAACUCUCAAGUUUGAGGAGGUUGUGUACAAGGUUAAGAUAGAGCAGACAGGUCAGUGUUUGGGAUCAUGGAGCUGCAAAGAGAAGACAAUUCUGAACGGGAUAACGGGUAUGGUUUGUCCAGGAGAGAUUCUAGCUAUGUUAGGUCCAUCAGGCAGUGGCAAAACCACUCUUCUCUCAGCUCUCGGGGGCCGCCUCUCCAAAACUUUCUCGGGGAAAGUCAUGUACAACGGCCAGCCUUUCUCUGGCUGCAUCAAGCGGAGAACAGGGUUUGUUGCUCAGGAUGAUAUCCUCUACCCUCACCUCACGGUUUGGGAGACUCUCUUCUUUACUGCGCUUCUACGGCUACCAAGCAGUUUGACAAGAGACGAGAAGGCUGAGCAUGUGGACCGAGUUAUCUCUGAACUCGGAUUGACUCGGUGUACUAACAGCAUGAUAGGAGGACCACUGUUCAGAGGAAUAUCAGGAGGGGAGAAAAAAAGAGUUAGCAUUGGUCAAGAAAUGCUCAUCAAUCCUAGCUUGCUCCUUCUUGAUGAACCCACUUCAGGUCUUGACUCGACCACUGCUCAUCGCAUCGUGACCACAAUUAAACGGCUGGCUUCUGGGGGAAGGACUGUAGUCACCACAAUUCAUCAGCCAUCAAGCCGCAUAUACCAUAUGUUUGACAAGGUGGUUUUGCUGUCUGAAGGUAGUCCUAUUUAUUAUGGUCCUGCAUCUUCUGCUAUGGAAUAUUUCAGCUCUGUUGGAUUCUCUACUACCAUGACAGUUAACCCAGCUGACCUUUUACUUGACCUUGCAAACGGAAUACCACCUGAUUCUCAAAAGGAGACAUCAGAACAAGAACAGAAGACAGUGAAAGAAACUCUUGUUUCAGCUUAUGAGAAGAACAUAUCUACUAAACUGAAAGCUGAACUCUGCAAUGCAGAUUCUCAUAGCUAUGAGUACACCAAAGCUGCUGCAAAAAGUAUCAAGUCAGAACAGUGGUGCACAACUUGGUGGUACCAGUUCACUGUAUUGCUCCAAAGAGGGGUCAGAGAGAGGAGAUUUGAAUCUUUCAACAAGCUAAGGAUUUUCCAAGUCAUCAGCGUGGCUUUCCUUGGUGGCCUACUCUGGUGGCAUACUCCAAAAUCUCACCUACAAGAUAGAACUGCCUUGCUCUUCUUCUUCUCAGUCUUUUGGGGGUUCUACCCACUAUACAACGCGGUUUUCACAUUUCCCCAAGAGAAGAGAAUGCUAAUCAAGGAGCGGUCUUCCGGAAUGUACCGUCUUUCCUCCUAUUUCAUGGCUAGAAACAUUGGAGACCUGCCCUUGGAACUCGCCCUUCCAACUGCUUUUGUGUUCAUAAUUUACUGGAUGGGUGGGCUCAAACCUGACCCCACUACAUUUAUCCUCUCACUACUGGUGGUUCUCUAUUCCGUCCUUGUUGCUCAAGGUCUUGGCUUAGCGUUCGGUGCUCUCCUUAUGAACAUCAAGCAAGCCACAACGUUGGCAUCUGUUACUACACUUGUGUUUCUCAUAGCUGGAGGGUAUUACGUUCAGCAAAUCCCUCCUUUCAUCGUAUGGCUCAAGUACCUAAGCUAUAGCUACUACUGCUACAAGCUGCUUUUGGGUAUUCAAUACAGUGAUGAGGAUUACUACGAGUGCUCAGAAGGGGUCUGGUGCAGAGUUGGAGACUUCCCAGGAAUCAAAGCCAUGGGACUGAACAAUUUAUGGAUAGACGUACUUGUUAUGGGAGUUAUGCUGGUGGGUUAUCGACUCAUGGCAUACAUGGCACUGCAUCGAGUGAAGUUGAGAUAAAAAGAUGCAGCAAGAAGAAUAAUAUUAGUAUCAGAAAAAAGUUUAAUAAGUCGUCGAAUUUUGGUUGAUUUUACUUAAGUAUCCGAGAUAUAUAUCCGACGACUUUCUUUUGUUUUAGGCUUUAGAUGAUAAUUAUACUCCUAAGUUUGAUAAUAAAACACUGAGAUGAUUAUAUAUGUAUGAGAUAAGAAAGGGAAGCAAAAGUAUAUACCAUUUGCAAAAUAGUGAAA